Jaculus jaculus (lesser Egyptian jerboa) is the source of this 3500-nucleotide messenger RNA. It is a transcript of the gene Kbtbd2, whose product is annotated as kelch repeat and BTB domain containing 2. The record is from RefSeq and is a predicted model, not a curated record. The coding region runs from base 474 to 2345 and encodes 623 amino acids. The transcript is spliced from 4 exons. Gene Ontology annotation, molecular function: protein binding. Lineage: Eukaryota; Metazoa; Chordata; Mammalia; Rodentia; Dipodidae.
UGUGGGCCGCCGCGGGGCUCUGAAGGUUCCUGGUCCCCGCCGGCGUCUGCCUCGCGGGAAUCAAGCUGUUGCACUCCACGCCUCGGAGCGUGUUCGCGACAUGGUGGGCCGGAGGAGGGCGACCCCGGGGCUUCUGCUGGGUGCAUCGGAAGUCAGCGAGAGGUCCAGACAGUUUUCCAGAGGAUCCACUGAGCAUAAGAUGUUGCCACAAAAUCUACCUCCCAUAUUUUUCUCUUUUACUGACGGGCUGAAUAAUUGCAGUUUUGAUCAGGAUACCUGGAGACUGUUGAAAAACUCUGAGGAACCUAAUUAACACAGAAUGACCUAGCAAAGAUUUAAGCCUGCGACAAAAUACUCAUUAGUGAAUGUGCCACUUUUGAUGACAUCAGAUAUUAUUUCUGAAGUAUUCAUUUGACCUUCCAUCAGGACUGACUUUUCAAUUCUGCUCUGGGGGAUAUUAAUGGAAUAUAGUCAUGUCCACUCAAGACGAGAAGCAGAUCAAUUCUGAAUAUGCUGUGUCCUUGCUGGAACAGUUGAAAUUAUUCUAUGAACAACAGUUGUUUACUGACAUAGUGUUAAUUGUUGAGGGCACUGAAUUCCCUUGUCAUAAGAUGGUUCUUGCAACAUGUAGCUCCUAUUUCAGGGCCAUGUUCAUGAGUGGACUAAGUGAAAGCAAACAGACACAUGUACACCUGAGAAAUGUGGAUGCUGCCACCUUACAGAUAAUAAUAACUUAUGCAUACACGGGUAACUUGACAAUAAAUGACAGCACUGUUGAACAGCUUUAUGAAACAGCCUGCUUCCUACAGGUAGAAGAUGUGUUACAACGUUGUCGGGAUUAUUUAAUCAAAAAAAUUAAUGCAGAAAAUUGUGUGCGAUUGUUGAGUUUUGCUGAUCUCUUCAGUUGUGAAGAAUUGAAACAAAGUGCUAAAAGAAUGGUGGAGCAUAAAUUCACUGCUGUGUACCACCAGGAGGCUUUCAUGCACCUUUCACAUGACCUACUGGUAGACAUUCUCAGUAGUGACAAUUUAAAUGUAGAAAAGGAAGAAACUGUUCGAGAAGCUGCUAUGCUCUGGCUAGAAUACAACACAGAAUCACGGUCCCAGUAUUUGUCUUCUGUUCUUAGCCAAAUCAGAAUUGAUGCACUUUCAGAAGUAACACAGAGAGCAUGGUUCCAAGGACUCCCACCCAAUGACAAGUCUGUAGUGGUUCAGGGUCUUUAUAAGUCCAUGCCCAAGUUUUUCAAACCAAGACUUGGGAUGACAAAAGAAGAGAUGAUGAUUUUCAUUGAAGCCUCUUCAGAAAAUCCUUGCAGUCUUUACUCUUCUGUCUGUUACAGCCCGCAGGCAGAAAAAGUUUACAAGCUAUGCAGCCCACCAGCUGACUUGCAUAAGGUUGGGACAGUUGUAACUCCUGAUAAUGACAUCUACAUUGCAGGGGGCCAAGUUCCUCUGAAAAAUACAAAAACUAAUCACAGUAAAACAAGCAAACUCCAGACUGCCUUCAGAACUGUGAAUUGCUUUUACUGGUUUGAUGCACAACAAAAUACCUGGUUUCCAAAGACACCAAUGCUUUUUGUCCGAGUCAAACCAUCUUUGGUUUGCUGUGAAGGCUAUAUCUAUGCAAUUGGAGGAGAUAGUGUAGGUGGAGAACUUAAUCGGAGGACUGUAGAAAGAUAUGACACUGAGAAGGAUGAGUGGACAAUGGUGAGCCCUUUGCCUUGUGCUUGGCAGUGGAGUGCAGCAGUUGUGGUCCAUGACUGCAUUUAUGUGAUGACAUUGAACCUCAUGUAUUGUUACUUUCCAAGGUCUGACUCAUGGGUAGAAAUGGCCAUGAGACAGACGAGCAGAUCUUUUGCUUCAGCUGCAGCUUUUGGUGAUAAAAUUUUCUAUAUUGGAGGGCUGCAUAUUGCUACUAAUUCUGGCCUAAGACUCCCCUCUGGCACUGUAGAUGGGUCUUCAGUAACUGUGGAAAUUUAUGAUGUGAAUAAAAAUGAAUGGAAACUAGCAGCCAACAUCCCUGCUAAGAGGUACUCUGAUCCCUGUGUUAGGGCAGUUGUGAUCUCAAAUUCCCUUUGUGUGUUUAUGCGAGAAACCCACUUAAAUGAACGAGCUAAGUAUGUCACCUACCAGUAUGAUCUGGAACUUGACCGGUGGUCUCUGAGGCAACAUAUAUCUGAACGUGUACUAUGGGACUUAGGGAGAGAUUUUCGAUGCACUGUGGGGAAACUUUAUCCAUCCUGUCUGGAGGAGUCUCCAUGGAAACCACCAACGUACCUUUUUUCACCAGAUGGGACAGAGGAGUUUGAAGUGGAUGGAGAUAUAGUUGCACUACCCCCUGUUUAGAGGUUGAGGAGUGCACACCUGAUUCAUGAUUUUCUUUGCUAAAUGAGACUAAAUAUGAAUACAUAAAAGUCUAUGAUAAAUUUUAUUUUUAUGCCCUACUUAAUAUUUGCUUCAGUGUAAUAUAUAUCAGUGUGUCAUACAGAAAUACGUGCUUCUGUAAUAUGAAAUAGGUUAUUCAAUAAUUGAGAAACUCAUAUGUAUCAUGAGAGCAUAAGUCUGGAUUGUCUAACAUUGUUAGCCCUGUGUAUGUACAGUCCAAAAAGUUGACUUAUAAAAGUAGAUUCUUGUUUCUAGUAUGGUAUAUCAGUUGUGCGAGGUUACUUUAGCGUUUGUAUGUCAUUCUCAUGUUUCUGAAGUCCUGGAAUACAGUUUUUCCAAUGUAAUUGAUUCACCUGCACUUAACACUAAUAUCCAUGUUAGUAUGGAAAUGUUCUAAAUCCUAUGGUUGCGGAAGAUCUUCCAUAAUUUUAUGGUUAUAACAGGGAACGUUAUGACUGCAGGAUCAGUCUAACCGUAUGCCAUUAGGCGCAUGAAUUCUUUUUCUGCUUAGACUUGUCUUCAUAGAGUACAGGUUGUCCAGUCAUUUGGUCAUUUACCAGAUGUGGACUUAAGUUGCUGGACUUGCAGUACAAAUUGCUAGUCCUUCAUUGUGCGGGUCUUUAGUUGUGUGGAGCUUUAAUCAGUAAAUGUCUCCACUUUCUGUAUUACAUUAACAUUAGCUCAUACAUAUAACCACCACCUGCUGCUGAUGUAGUUCUUCAUCUUAAAGAUUUAGAGUGGAUUAACCAGGUCAUUACAUCUUAAUUUAAUAACAAGCAUUACUGUAGAAUGAUUGUGUAUAGACAUUUGUUAAGUGUGUUUUGGGGUUUUUUUUUUUUUUGUAACCUGAUGUGUGUAUGUUGUGGGGCGGGUGGGGGGUUGGAUUAGGAAGGUGAACUGUUCAGGAAUUGUCUGCACUAGUUGUGCAGAAAAGCAGAUAACUAGUGCUGCUGUGGCAUUAAUCCCAGGAACCACUAGCAGUAGUGGGGCGCCGCCAAUCUAACAUGAGAAUAGGUGCUUCAUGAUAAACAUUAUUACUAGCAUGUUCAACUGCAUAAUGUUCUGGCACUGCAUUUUGAAUGACAUUAAUUUAUUAAAUAAAUUGUAUAUAUUCAA